Messenger RNA from Formica exsecta, 1369 nucleotides. Its product is annotated as piggyBac transposable element-derived protein 4-like. The record is from RefSeq and is a predicted model, not a curated record. The transcript is spliced from 2 exons. The coding region runs from base 332 to 1369 and encodes 345 amino acids. Lineage: Eukaryota; Metazoa; Arthropoda; Insecta; Hymenoptera; Formicidae.
AAAGGAAUAUGAAGCGAGUGAAGCAGAGGCAAGCGACGAUGAGGCGGCUGAAGGUAUUAUAUGAAUUUAUAUGAAUUUAUUUUUAUAUAUUUUAUGAUAUAAAUUAUUAAUUGUUUAUAACAUUAAUUGUUUAUUUUCAGAAGACAAUGUAAACUUAAGUAGAAAUGAUAAUAGAAAUUUUGUGGCGAAAGAUGGAACAGUUUGGAGUCGAACACCACCGAGUCAACACCAAGCUGCAGUUCGUAACAUUGUGCGGCAAAGAAGUGGCCCGCACAGGAGCACAGAAACGUUAUCCAUUUGCGAUACGUUUAAAAAAAUUGUUACAAGCGAGAUGAUUGAUAUAAUUGUUCGUUGUACUAAUAAAAAGGCGACUGCAGUUUAUAAAAAUUACAACGAAACACAUUCUGCACGGAAACAAGCUGUAUGGAAAUAUUUGAUACCUUGUGAAUUGUAUGCAUUUUUCGGAAUUUUGAUUGCGGCAGGGGCAAAUAAUUCUAACACUGAUCACACAACUGAUAUGUGGAAAACUACAUCGUAUCCAUUAUAUCGAGCGGCGAUGGGCAUCAAUCGAUUUUGGAACAUUUUAAGAUUCAUCCGUUUCAACGAUGCGAAUACUCGUGUUCAACGUAUGAAGGACGAUAAGGCUGCUCCUAUACGGGACAUAUGGACCAUGUUAAAUUCAAAUUUGUCAAAGAUGUAUCGACCAACUGAAAGUUUAACAAUUGACGAACAGCUUUUCCCUUUCCGAGGUCGAACGAAAUUCACACAGUAUAUUCCAUCAAAGCCUGCUAAGUACGGAAUGAAAAUAUGGUGGAUAUGCGACGCAGAAAAUUCUUAUCCGCUCUUUGGCCUAAUUUACAUAGGAAAAAAGGAAACUACUCGCGAAAUAAAUCAAGGAGAAAGAGUAGUUAAAGAGCUGGCUGCGCCGUACAAAGGGUCAGGUAGAAAUAUUUCAAUGGACAACUUUUUUACGACACUGCCAUUGGCAAAAUAUUUGAUUUCGUGGAAUCUCACUAUGGUCGGAACUUUGAGAAAAAAUAAGAAACAUAUUCCCAAAGUAAUGGUUCCAUCUAAAACUAGAAAAGAAUUUUCGUCUUUAUUUGGUUUCCAUGAGAAAGUAACCAUUUGCUCUUACCUGCCAAAAAAAAAAAAUAAGGCAGUUUUUAUGCUAUCCAGUAUGCAUUCAGAUACGGUGGUCUCAGAUGAUACCAAAAAAAAGCCGGAAAUUAUUCAGUGUUCCAACAAAAAUAAAAUUGGAGUGGAUACCAUGGAUCAGAUGUUGGGAAGAUACACGACUCACAGACGGACUAACAGAUGGCCUCUCGCCCUUUUUUAUAAUCUCCUCGACAUCGCCUCUCUUGCCAUAUAA